AUGCGCCCGGACGCGGCCCUAGGCCUGAGUCGGCCGCUUGCUCGGCCUACACUCGCGGCAGAAGGAGAGGGUCCCUACGCGCUGGGCAGAGUUCGAAAGGAGCGGGCAGGAUCUGUCGCCCAGGGCAGGAGACGCUCCCCGUUUGGAGCUGCCAACUAUGGGGAGAAGGGGGGCCCCUUGGGCCUAGCGGCUGCGCUGGCCCUGGCCUCCUCCCCGCUCCUGGGGACCCCCCCUCUACAGCCCGCUCCUGUCCUUUCUCCGCCCAGCGAACCCAGCGGGAACUCGGGGCACUUUAACCCACUUUUGACUUCUGCAGCCUCGGGUGGCCUGUGGACGCACUCCCUCCUGGCUUUUAUGCCUUCGUGGACCAAGAAGACCUUGUUCAAAAGGGAGUCUCCUACAACACCCCGCCUGGUGUCCACGCAGAGCGCAGCCUGGACAGCCCAGGUGUGGCUGUUGGUGAACAACUCCAGGUCACCCCGAACCACCGACCUCUCAGACCUGCUGCUCCUGGACAAUGUCUCGGGCCUGAGUGUGCGGGAGUCUGUCGGAAAUCGGACGUCACGGGGCUUCCAGGCCUUCAGAAAGCAGUCUCUGCCAGCUGGAGAUGCCUUUGCUGUCAGCUACAUGGCCCAGCUCGCCGCCGGAGAGGUCCAGGACGAGGCCAUCCUGCUGCUCCCUGCCCAGCUCACCUUCCAGAGCUCCGCCCAGAACCGAACCCAGCUGAAGGCGGUGCUUACCAUCACCGUGGAGGAAAAGCUCACGAUUCUACCAAACCACGGUCUCCAUGCUGCAGCCUUCUUCAUUGCCUUCCUGGCCUCCCUGGUCCUGACCUGGACCACGCUUUUCCUUCUGGUCCGAUACCAGUGUUUAAAGGGAAACCCGCUGAGCAGACAUCAGGUUCAGCACCACGAGAGCAAGCCGGAGCAUGCCCAGUUCACCUUGGCCGACGGCGUGAACGAAGACCUGGCUCUCGGUGACCAGAUGGUGGACAUCCUGGCCUCCGAGGACCCCGGGAGCAUGCUGCAAGCCUUGGAGGACUUGGAGAUUGCAACCCUGAAUCAGGCUGACUCGGAUUUGGAGGCUUGUCGAACCCAAAUCAGUAAGGAUGUCAUCGCCCUCCUACUGAAACAGCAGGCCAGCGGUGGACGCCUCUCUCCCCAAGUAGAGAGGAGGAUGGGGAGUGUCUUCAAGAAGCAGUUUCUGCUGCUGGAGAACGAGGUACAGGAAGAGCAUGGUCGCAAGAUGGUGGCGGUGACUGCGGAGUGCGACCUGGAGACGCGGAAGAAGACAGAAAGCCAGUCCCAGAGGGAGAUGCUGUGUGCGGCUGAGUGCAGCAGCCUGCUGCGGACCCUGCACGGCCUGGAGCAGGGGCACCUGCGAAGGGCACUGGCCCUGCGGCAGGAGGAGGACCUCGCGCAGGCGCACCGGCAGCUGGCCCUCUUCCAGCGGAGCGAGCUGCACAGGAUCUUUUUCACCCAGAUCAAAAGCGCGCUUCUCAGCGGGGAGCUGACGCCGGAGGCGGCCAGAACGCUGCUGCAGGACUACUCGGAGAGCCAGGCCCAUGUGGAAGAGCUGAUGGACUUCUUCCAGGCCACGAAGAGGUAUCACCUAAGUAAGAGGUUCGGCCACAGGGAGUACCUGAUCCAGACCAUGCAGUCCUCGGAGACCCGGGCCCAGGGCCUUCUGAAUGCCGCAGCUGCUCAGCUGACCCGCCUCAUCCAGAAACACGAGCGAGCAAGGCUGCUCCGUGGGGUUUUCCAGGCACUGAGCUCUCAGGAGCAGAUGCACAAGGAGCAGCGAAGAGAGCAGCUGUCCAUUGGCGAGGCCCCCCAGCAUGCAAAGGACACCAGCCAGUAUCUGGGCCAGUGGCGGAGCCUGAUGGCGGACCAGAGUGCCGCCCUGGAGGAGCUGCAGGAGUGGCUGGACCAGGCCGCGCUGGACGACCUCCAGGCCCUGACCCUCUCUCUGUCGGAGAAGGCCACCGAGGAGGUCCAGCGCCUGCAGAGCUCGGCGAUGACCCAGGAGCUGCUGCGACGCAGCGUGCCCUGGCUCUUCCUGCAGCAGAUCCUGGAGGAGCACAGCAAGGAGAUGGCCUCCCGGGCCGAGCAGCUGGAGGGCGAGGAGCGGGGCCGGGGCCAAGAGGGCGCCCAGAGCCCACGGCAGCGGCUGAAGGAGGACGCGCCGGAGGCCUCGAUGGAGGAGCAGGCGGAGCUGAGGCACUGGGAGCACGCCGUGUUCACGAAGCUGUGCGCCGCCGCCUGUUCCCUGUCGGAGGAGGAGCUGCUGAGGGUGAAGCAGGAGGCCCAGGGCUGCCUGGCUCAGCUGGAUCAGAGCCUGGCCCUCCCCAAAGUCCGGGCCCGCGUGCUGCUGCAGCAAUGCCAGGCCGAGUGGCGAGAAGCAGAGUUCUUGAAACUGGACCAGGCCCUGGCCGCCCCCGAGCUGCAGCUGCAGUCCAAGGGGAGAAAGCAGCGUGCCAAGAACAGAAGCAAGGCCGGCCUCCUGAAGAAGUACCUGGAGGAUAAAAUCCUCCUCCUUGAGGAGCAGCCCCCCGAGGACCUGGCAGAGAAGGCCCGGUCGGAACUGCUCCGGGAGAGGCUGGAGCUGCUGGAGGCUCAGGAGCAACGCGUGGCUGAGUUCGUGGUGUCGCUGCAGUUUCAGAAGGCGGCCGAGACCUCCAAGAGGCUGUCGGCCUACACCGCCCUCCUCUGCCUCCAGGACGUGCUCCUGGAGGAGCUGUGCGAGGCCGAGACCCUCACCAAGGAGGCCCGCACCCAGAUCCUGCAGUCCCACACCCCGGAGCUGCAGGAGCUGGAGAGGAGGCUGGAGGAGCAGCUGGCCUGCCAGGAGGCCGCUUCCCAGCAGCAGGCCCUGCUGAGCAGGCAGCCGUGCGGCGCCCAGGACCCCGGGCUCCCAGACACACCCGCGGAGGCAGAUUCUGAAGGACAGGUCUCCGCCAUGCUGCAGCGGGCUCUCAGCAAGGCUCAGAAGACCCUGGAACACCAGCAGCAGAGUUUGCAAGAAGCGCAUCAGCAAAGUGCCGUGCUUGAGGAUCUGCUGGAGACAAUGGAGACGGACACCUUCGUGACCCUGUAUGGACAGGGAACACCAGGCCCGGUGGCGAGCCUUCGAGAGCAAGCUGCGAAGAGGGAACACCAGGCCCGGUGGCGAGCCUUCGAGAGCAAGCUGCGAAGAGGGCUGGUCAGCCAAGGAGAGGAGAGGGCGCUCUGGGCUCGCAGGAGGAAGGAGAGCGUGCUGAGGAAGGCGUCUGCCCCACUCCCCGAGAGGCUGGUCUUCCCGGGGAAAGGAAGUUGGCCCCACCUGUCCCUGGAGCCCCUCGGCGAGCUGGCCCCCGUGUCCAUCGUGGGGACAGAUGCCGAGGACCUCCUGAACACGGGGGAGAAGCUCUUUAUAUUCCGGAAUCCGACGGAGCCGGAGCUCGCCCUGCACGUGCCUCCCAGGAGAAAGAAGAAGAACUUCCUGAACGCCAAGAAGGGCACGUGGGCCGCAGGCGUGGACUAGCUCGCGCGCGGGCUCCGUGGACAUAUGAAGACAGUUGAUCCCUCCAGCGCGUGCGUGUGCGGAUGCGUGAGUGCGCGCUUGCGCGUGCGGUGCAUGGAUAACUUGCUAGGACGCACUGCAGUUGCAGAAGACACAGGCACGGGCAUGCCCCGCCCCUGCUGGCUUCGCGAGGACCCAGUGUACGCUGGGCUCAGGGAGUCCAGAUGGUCCCUUUGUCAUCAUCUGGGCGGAGCACCUCCCCCUCCCGCCCAGCGUGCACCUCUGCCCUCCUUGAGUCUGGCCCAGUCAGAGGUGGGGGUGGGGGAGUGCUGAAGGCAAGGUUUCUGUUCUCAUCUGAUGUUUGUUAGCCCUCCUAGGUAACAAUCAAGGAGCUCUUUCCAAGGGGGGUCUUUUUAACAAAUUGUUUCGAUGGCAUAUGUACACUUCGCAUAGCGUGAAAUCCGUGCGCUCCGUCCUGGUGAGAUGUGUGUCAUUUCUGUGUCUCCGUGUUCAAUGUCUCUACUCUCUUUUCGAUGGAGGUUGUGGUACGCGUUGCCCGUUCAUGGUUGUUGGCUUCCUCUUUGCUUUGCUUCCUGUUGGGGUCUUGUAGACGUCUCUGUGCAUGAAAUCCACACUAGGUAGAUCAGUAGAGGCAGUAAUGGGAUUGAUAAUUGGAAUAAUAAUAACUGGAUCAAUAGCGAUAGGGGCAUGGCAGGGGAGGAUGAGGGGAACGGGAGCUAACGACAUGAGGACGAGAAGAGAAUGUUCUGGAAUUGGUUCAGGGAGUCCUCCUUGCUUCCUGCAAGAGCCGCUCACGUUUACUUCUGUUUUGACCGAGGGAGGGGCCGUGGUGACACUGGGCUAGGCACGGGCUUCUCACCAUUUGGCUGGGGGUUCAAAACCACCAGCUGCUCCUGGGAAGAAAGAUGAGGCUGUCUGUCUGCACCCAUUGAGAUCUGCAGUCUCAGGAACCUCGAGAGAGUUGCUCUAAGUCGGAUUCGACUCUGACCUUGUGUGAGCUUUGCUGGGGUCGGCCAGAGGAGGCGCUUCUCGGGGGUCUUUGAAUCCAAGGAUGUGGUAAUUUUACAAUCGUUUGUCAAUUUGAGAGGAUUCAGAGUGAAGAGGUGGAGUCUAGACUGUCAACCAGGUUAUACCCAA
Molecule: messenger RNA, 4659 nt
Organism: Echinops telfairi (small Madagascar hedgehog)
Lineage: Eukaryota; Metazoa; Chordata; Mammalia; Afrosoricida; Tenrecidae
Gene: EVC2
Product: EvC ciliary complex subunit 2
Exons: 20
Coding region: 1-3522 (1173 amino acids)
Biological process (GO): smoothened signaling pathway
Cellular component (GO): plasma membrane protein complex; ciliary membrane
Source: RefSeq, a predicted model, not a curated record